AUGUCAGACCAAUCGCCUCCGCCUAAACCCAAACCAGGAUCGCUGCGCGACCGAAUCGCCGCUUUUGAGAAGUCUAGCGCGUCGGCAGCGCCUGCGCCUCCCCCACCACGCCCAAAGCCGGGCGGGGUCUCUUGGAAACCCAAACCGCCAUCACCACCAUCGUCGCCCAAAUCUAACCCAGAUGGAGAGAAGAAGGCUGGUGGUAUGUCUGCAUCAGAUGCGAAGGAGAGCAUUGGAAAGGGUGUAUCCUUGAAGGAACGAAUGGCAGCUCUUCAAGGUAAGGGCGGGUUCGGUGCACCAGCACCAGCACCUCCUACAGCACCGAAGCCAGGUGUGGAGAGGCCAAAAUGGAAACCUCCCCCGGUCGUGUCGCCUCCUGCGGAGGAAGGAAGCGAUCCAAUCGUUUCCGAACCAACAGUGACUGCGGAUGUUACCAUCGAGGCCCAGAAGUCUCUACCUAUCGUGAGUGAGGACGCGUCGACACCCCCCGCGCCUCCAACAGAUGAGGAUGAGAAGGAUAAAGAAGCAGUCGAUCCAGACGAGGAAGAGCGCCAGCGACGUGCUGCUAUCACUGCUCGCAUCGCUCGUUUGGGUGGUGCUCGUGUUGGUAUGGGACCCCCCAUAUUUGGAAGGCCAGCCGUACCAGCCAAGAAGCCAUCUCUUCCUCACGAAGAGCCAGCCGAACAGAAAGAAUCGAAAGAUGAAGAACUUACUGUGAAGACCCUUGAUGGCAUCACUGACGAGCCGGUACAAGAACAUGCGAUUGAUCCAUCUAAAGAACGCCAUUCAGUUUCUGAAGAAGGAAGCAGUAGUGAGGGGCUUCAGCCUCCGGAAGAGGUCUCUCCUCCUCGAGUACCCAGCAGUAUGCCUGUCCCUGCUGUGCCUCGUAGAGCUGCACCUCCGAGGAGGAAGGCCAAAUCUCCGGCUCCUCCUCUUGAGGAGGCCUCCCCCACCCCCUUGACUACUGAGGAUGAAUCCCAGGCAGCUAUCUCAGACGACGUCACUCCUGCUGCUGCUCCUGCGCCCCUCUCAGAACCAGCCGCUGAUCCUGAGGAGCACGGUCUGAAGCUACCCUCAUCACCACCUAUGGAUGCACACGUCGAACCGGUCACAUCCGAAAUGGGCCCUGUGGAUCUGCCUAAGGCAAUGCCUGGUGCUGAUGACAAGGAAGAUGGGACUCCUGCUGCCGUUGACAUGGAUAAGACAACAUCUUCCAUCGCCGAUAGGGAUUCAGACGAGGCUGACCCGCCCAAGGCAACUCUGGCUAGCGCUGAGACCGAAUCGGAAGAGCCAGUUGCUUCUACCCCUGCUCCAGAGAAAUCUGACAGCCCCAACUCACCGGAGGAACCUUCUUUCUCUUUUGCAAAGGAAUCCACUCAACCGGAAGUAAAAGCGGAAUCUCCCCUGCAACAAUCAAACCUUGAAGUGCAUGAUGAAGAUGAAGAAAGAGCUGAACGCCGAACUGUCGAUGCCGAUGACAAGACCCCUUCCCCUAUUUCCCAGAGGGCCUCAGUAGCCAUCGAUACGCCGUCACCCACAGUUGACCUUGCAGCAACUUUUCCGCCUUCUGAUGCAGUCGCAAGCCCCGCCACCGCCUCUCGUGAGGAGGAAAGUCCAGAACCCGUAGUUGAACCAGCUGAAGAAGAGGAAGAGGCCGCCCGUAAAGCUCGUGUCGCGGCUAGGCUUGCAAAGAUGGGGGCUGUGAAUCCCUUUGCCCCCCCUCCUCAGAGAAGACUGUCUCACGACGUUGUUUCUCCUCCACCUACGAGUAGGUCGACAAAGCCCGCCGAUGAGGGCGUCGCAGAGCCGUCUACUAUACCGCGCUCGCCGCCUAUCGUACCGGAACGUGACGAAGAUGUGAUCAUUCAGAAGGACAUCUCUCCUGAACUCUCCGAGCCGUCCUCGCCAGCACCUGAUACGUCAAAGACGCAGAAGGAAACUGAAGACGAUAUACCCUCAAAUGUAACGGAAGACGCGAAAUAUCCCAUUGAUGCUCCAUUACGUUUGCUCUCUGAUGAACACAAGACCUCCCUCGAGAGUAUCCCUAAGCCUGACAUCGACGCAGUGGAACAUGGAGCCAUCUCAGAUGCUGCUGACGCUCGUGCAUCUACAGCAUCUGCGUCGUCACCUGAUGCAGUCUCUCCGCCCGUACAAGCGUCCCCUAGGGAGGAGACGGCGCAUCAUCCUCAUCCUCCCCACCCACGACGCUCUCUCCCUCCUCCGCGACGGGUCUUACCGCAAUCUCCCGACGAUGUACGCGACAAUACCCACGUAGUUGCAUCCCCUGACGACCCUACGGUGUCCCCUCCGCCCCCUGGCCGUAUUGAAGAGUCUAAGCGGCCUACGAGAUUACCUCCGCGCACAAUAUCCGAUGAUGAGGAGGCAAACGCAGAGGAGGCACACCAGUUGGAUAGUGUUCACGAAACAUUCCCCCGUUCCAAUUCUCCAUCCUCCGGAAUUGAACAACUCCCAACUCGCUCUGAAAUAGGUGGUUCACGGUCCCGUCAUUCCAUACCACCGAUACAAACGCCUCAUAUGCAGCUUGCGCCUGAUGAACCACAGACACCGUCUCAAGCUUCUCAGCCUGACGAUGAAGCGCUGCCAACCGUUCCGCGCUUCCACCCGUCCUCGCAAGAUGGCGACGAUGAGCAAUCACGUCCAGAGAGCCGGGGGUCACCGAUUGAAGGAUUGCAGUUGGAGGAAGUGGAAGUUAUUUCCCCUGUACCUCCCCCUCGCUCGUAUCAUGCAACUCACACACCCUCUGAACUUCCACCAAUUGGCAUGACUUCGCCGAAUCGCGAAAUACUCGACGAAGAGGAAGGAGAUCCUAUUGAUCCCUCUUUCCACAGCCCAGUUAGCCCAAAGUCGUCAAAACCUAACUUGCGAGCCGACAACGAAGCUUCGGAGAUCGAGCCCGCCGUCGACGAUGACCAAGCCAGGCGGCGAACCAUUGCCGAGCGCAUGGCCAAGCUUGGAGGCAUCAAGCUUGGAGGCGCACCCCCUUUGAUGCGCAGGCCCCCGCCUGCACCCACAGCCUCCUCAGACCUCCCCGAGGAGGGAGAAGGGCCCACUCCUACUGAGCCCCUUCAAGAGGAAGAUGAGGAAGAUGAACAAGCCCGAAGGCAGCGUAUCCUCGCCCGACUUGCUGGAAGUGGCGGCAUGCGACUUGGAAUGAUACCACCAUCUCUGCCCCAUCACUCCACCACUCGAACUGAAACCGAAGAGGAGCCCGCCAUUCCUGCGCCUCCUCCACGUCGUGCCGCUCCCAACCCUGAUAUCGAAUCCGCUCCGCCGCCCCCACCACCUCCCCAUCGUGUUCCCCACUCAGCCCGAUCAAUUCCUGUUCCACCCGUGGACACUGAUUCUGAUAGCCAGACUUUCUCGGACGCUGUUCAAGUCGAAGCCGAAGAAAGCGAGCUCGAGGAAGUCAGCCACGAGGACGCAGACAUUCCCCCUCCCAUUCCAGUGAGAAUAGGCCGUCAUCCAUCAGUCGAAUCGACGAGUACUAUGCGGGAACAACCCAGCAGGAAGGCAUCACUUCCCCCCGCGCCUCCGACUGGUCGUCCCCCAGUACCCAGGGUCAACCUCACUACGCGAAGGUCCUCUACCGAUCAUAGUCAUCAAACACACCAGACAGCUGUAUCCCAGGGCGACUAUGUCUUAGUGUCAGAUUCAAUGUCAGAUCCCGAGGAAGUAGCUCCACCACCUCCACCAAGGCAUACAGUCAAACAUUCUGCUUCCCCCCACGGUGUUCCACCUUCCUCUGCUCCUCCUCUAGACCUUGGUAACUCCCAGUGGGAGCUACCUUCUAUCCCUGCCGCCUCUAUCGACUUCGGCGAAAAGGAACCGGAUCUUUCCUUAUCCAACUGGUCAGAGGACUCGGCUACAUUCGCUACUUCACCCCCACCUACUUCGGCACCGCGUCCAGAGUUUGUUCCCGUCGUUGGCCACCAGCAUCUCGCCGAUGAUCAUCCACGUUCUUCUGAAGAGUUGAUGAUGGUUUGGGGACGCGUCGGCGUGCAGAUUUGUGAAGUCGCUACGAUGCUUUUCGAGAAGUCAAAGAAGACUUUGAUAGGAGAUGGAUCAUACCCCGGUUUCAUCCACGCUGUUUUAGGCGAGGUUCCAAAUGCUGCUUCUCCUCGAGGACCUCUGGACUUCGGGAGUCUUAUUUACAUGCAAACGGCAAACGCAGUGCAGAAACGGCUCGCGGAAAUCAUGCCAGGGGAUAUUAUCUUACUGGAUGAUGUCAAAUUCAAAGGGCAUAAAGGAUUGCAGAUAUAUCAUCAGAACGUCGGGACGGACGAACCGUUGAUCGCGGUUGUCAAUGAUUUUGAAGCGAAGAAAUCGAAAGUGAAGGUAUUUCAGGCGAAUCAACACGUAGGACAACAGACUGUUGAAUCUGCGAGUUAUCGAUUGGAAGAUGUGAAGAGCGGGGUUGUAAAGGUUUUCCGCGUACUUGAAGCAUGA
This is a messenger RNA of Pleurotus ostreatus (oyster mushroom), 4467 nucleotides long. RefSeq lists its product as uncharacterized. Bases 1 to 4467 code for a protein of 1488 amino acids. The transcript is spliced from 6 exons. The record is from RefSeq and is a predicted model, not a curated record. Lineage: Eukaryota; Fungi; Basidiomycota; Agaricomycetes; Agaricales; Pleurotaceae.